Cryptococcus amylolentus CBS 6039 is the source of this 279-nucleotide messenger RNA. RefSeq lists its product as hypothetical. Lineage: Eukaryota; Fungi; Basidiomycota; Tremellomycetes; Tremellales; Cryptococcaceae. The transcript has 4 exons. The coding region runs from base 1 to 279 and encodes 92 amino acids. The record is from RefSeq and is a predicted model, not a curated record.
AUGUUCUGCGAGCACGGUCUCGAAGUCUGCAAGUCUUGCGAGUUUGAUGCUCGCGAAGACAACGACUUUAUGAUGGGGCUUGAUGCCGCUCCCCGUGGUCCUCUCGAACUUCCUGCCCACUACAAGAACCAAAAGGACGGGUCUUACACCUGCAAGGCUCACGGUAACCCCAACUGCAAGUCUUGCUUCAGCUGGAAGAAGCAGAUCGUCAAGCUCCACAAAGAGGGCAAGAAGGCCGCGUCCAAGAAGAAGACUGACAGUGGCACGAACCUCUACUGA